UUUUUUUCUUUCCUUUGUUCAUUUUACAUGAUAAAAGAAAAAUAUCUCCUUUGCCUCUUACUCUUCUUCUCCGUUUUCAAAUCAAUCUCGUUCUCCCUCCGAGAAAGCGGGAUCAAGAUCCUCCAUUUUGAUCUGCCUCUCCCUCUCCCUCUCCCUCUCUCUGUUUCUGUUUCUGUGUUCUGAGUUUCUCUCGUUCCUGUCCGAGAGCUUCGACGUAAGAAAAUGGCGGUGAUCAACAGGCUCUUCCGCUUGGCGCGUAGUUCUCAGGUUAAUUUCUACAGCAGGAAUGCUGCUUCUGUCAAAUUUAUUCCUGGGAGUUCCACCUCAAGAUCAUUCAGUACAGAGGCAUCUCAAGAGAAGAAAAGUCCGGUGGGGUAUAAAGGUCAUGAUAUGCUUGCACCAUUCACAGCUGGAUGGCAGACUGCUGAUUUGGACCCCUUGGUCAUAGAGAAAUCUGAGGGUAGCUAUGUGUAUGAUAAUCAUGGGAAGAAGUAUCUUGAUGCUCUUGCUGGUUUAUGGUGUACCGCUCUAGGAGGAAAUGAGCCACGGCUUGUUGCUGCUGCUACUGCACAACUGGAUACCUUGCCAUUUUACCACUCCUUUUGGAACCGUACUACAAAACCUUCUCUGGAUCUUGCUAAGGAUCUUUUAGAAACGUUCACAGCUAAAAAUAUGGCUAAAGCUUUCUUUACAAACAGUGGAUCAGAGGCCAACGAUACACAGGUGAAGCUCGUUUGGUAUUACAAUAAUGCCCUUGGAAGGCCCGAGAAGAAAAAAUUUAUUGCACGAGCGAAAUCGUACCAUGGUUCUACUCUGAUAUCAGCAAGUUUAUCUGGCCUUCCAGCACUUCACCAAAAGUUUGAUUUGCCGGCACCGUUUGUGCUACAUACCGAUUGCCCUCAUUACUGGCGUCAUCAUCUUCCGGGUGAGACGGAGGAGGAAUUCUCGACAAGAUUAACCAAGAAUUUAGAGGAUCUUAUCAUCAAAGAAGGACCCGAAACAAUUGCUGCUUUUAUCGCCGAGCCAGUCAUGGGAGCCGGGGGAGUGAUUCCUCCACCUGCAACCUACUUUGAAAAGGUCCAAGCUGUCCUUAAGAAAUAUGAUAUCCUGUUCAUCGCUGACGAGGUGAUAUGUGCAUUCGGAAGGCUUGGGACAAUGUACGGAUGUGACAAAUACAACAUCAAGCCGGAUCUCGUGUCUUUGGCUAAGGCCCUCUCUUCUGCAUAUAUGCCCAUUGGAGCCAUUCUUAUGAGCCCAGAGGUAGCAGAUGUCAUUUAUUCCCAAAGCAACAAGCUAGGUUCUUUUUCGCAUGGGUUUACUUAUUCUGGCCAUCCUGUCGCCUGUGCUGUUGCCAUUGAGACGCUAAAGAUUUACAAGGAGAGAAAUAUUGCCGAGUAUGUAAAUAGCGUUGCCCCGAGAUUUCAAGAUGGUCUGAAAGCUUUCUCUAGCAGUCCUGUUAUUGGAGAGAUAAGAGGAACGGGUUUGAUCCUUGGGACCGAGUUUGUAGACAACAAAUCUCCCAACGAGCCGUUUCCACCGGAGUGGGGUGUUGGUGCGUAUUUCGGGGCCGAGUGCCAAAAACACGGGAUGCUAGUUCGGGUGGCAGGUGAUAACAUAAUGAUGUCCCCGCCUCUAAUAAUCACCCCUGAAGAGAUCGAAGAGUUGAUUGGUGUCUACGGGAAAGCGUUGAAGGCGACGGAGGAGAGAGUGAAGGAACUCAAGUCUCGGAGCAAUUAGUGUGUAAGCAACCGAUGAUGAUGAUGAUGAUAACCAAAGCAUGCCAUUGAUGCUGCUUAUGUUCAUGGUGUUACCAAACUAUGUUCAAUAAAGAAAGAAAAAGCUUGAAGCUUUAUAAUAUCUCGUAUAAUUUAAUA
Tarenaya hassleriana is the source of this 1874-nucleotide messenger RNA. RefSeq names its product gamma-aminobutyrate transaminase POP2, mitochondrial-like. The coding region runs from base 223 to 1737 and encodes 504 amino acids. The transcript has 19 exons. Gene Ontology annotation, biological process: biotin biosynthetic process. Gene Ontology annotation, molecular function: pyridoxal phosphate binding; S-adenosyl-L-methionine:8-amino-7-oxononanoate transaminase activity. The record is from RefSeq and is a predicted model, not a curated record. Lineage: Eukaryota; Viridiplantae; Streptophyta; Magnoliopsida; Brassicales; Cleomaceae.